Molecule: messenger RNA, 1888 nt
Organism: Diorhabda carinulata
Lineage: Eukaryota; Metazoa; Arthropoda; Insecta; Coleoptera; Chrysomelidae
Product: caspase-7-like
Exons: 7
Coding region: 524-1672 (382 amino acids)
Biological process (GO): proteolysis
Molecular function (GO): cysteine-type endopeptidase activity
Source: RefSeq, a predicted model, not a curated record
UGUUUCAUAUAUAAAGUUCAAUUUGAUUGGUGUUUAUUUAGUCGACAACAAAAUUAUUUGUUUUGUAAUGUGAUAUUUGCAACUUAAUUAUUCGUACGUCUUCUUCAGGAACAAAUUUCAUUAAUAAAGCUAAUUUAUAAAAGAGUAGGGAAAAGAAAUCUUUUUUUCCAUCUUAUUUAGUCAAUUCUUCUUCUCUUUUAUUCCUUUUCAAAUGGCGGGAAUAUUUUAUAAGCGCCGUUUGUAAAUUAAAUUAUUAAACAAAGAAAAGUUAAAUUAGUUCAAUAGUUGAUUAUUGUAUAUAAUUAUGAAUACAAUAAACAUUAACGAUUUGAGGGGAUGCCCAUAUAAAAAAAGAUAUUUGAAAGGGUACCUCCUUUAUCUUAUCUAUAUCGUAUCUGAAUUUCCUCAUAACAAUAUAUUUGUUCCAUAUAAGUACAAAAGUAUAUUAGUCAUCCUAAAACAAGAUUUCUCUUUCCGUUCUUUGUGUUUUGGUUGAAGGAUAAUAUAAAAGUUUUUGAAUAAUAUGUUUAAAUCGAAGGAAAAGAAAGUUAAUUCGACAAAAGAUACAAAAACUACUUCAGGCGUCACAAGUACGCAGAAAUAUAAUACAAUCAGUAUUCAAAAUAGUAGGACUAUAAAUUACUCUUCGUAUUAUAGCGUAACCCAAACAAAUUCUACAUCGUCAAGUUCAAGUCUUUUAAGAACAUCUGCUCUACAUUCAUCACCCAAUUUAAGCGAUUUAUCCACAGGAUUUGUCAAAUCAAAUAUCAAACCUAGGGCUAUAUCAGUUUUUGAAACUGACGCAGUACCAUUAGUACAACCCCUAAAUUUAUCCAAGAUAGUAAAUAAUUACCAAAGUCCUUUUGCAAGACAACUUACACAGUACAACAGUACCAGACUUUCCUCUCUGCAACCAACUACCCCACACAAUAAUGCUGUUAAUUCCGUUGUUCCGACUUAUACUACGAAUAGCAAAAAUAAAGGAAAAGUACUUAUAAUCAACAAUAUAAAUUUUGUUAAUAGUCAAGAACGUAAAGGAGCUAAAGUAGAUGAAAAGGAAAUUUCUAAUCUGUUUAAGGAAAUGGGUUUUGAUGUUUUAAUCCAUAGGAAUUUAAAAACUUUAGAAAUGAAACACAAAAUAAAAAAAUUCAGUAGCGAUAAAAGUUUGUCAAAAGUAAGUAUCUCCGUUGUAGUGAUAAUGAGUCAUGGUACGAAUACUAUCAAUAAACAACAGAUACCGGGUAGUUACACCCUGGUAUGUGGAAUAGAUGAUGGCGGCGUUGAAAUUGAUGAAAUAGUAGCGGAGUUUUCAGGGGAAAAAUGUUCAGCAAUGAAGGGAAAACCGAAAUUAUUUUUUUUUCAAUGUUGCAGGGGGGAAAAAACCGAAUUAAAAGUUGAUGCGGUUCCUAUUAAACCAGUAGUAAAAGCGCAUGCUGAUGUACUUAUUGCAUAUUCUACAUUACCAGGUUUUUAUUCGGUGAGGGAUGAAGAAAAAGGCACUUGGUACAUUCAAAGCAUCUGUGAUGUUUUUAGAAAACACUAUAAGGAUUUCGACGUCGAAACUCUCCUUAAAAUAGUCGACGAACAGCUUUCUAAAAAGCACCCCGAAUAUGUUCAGACAUCCGUAUACGAAUCCAGAGGUUUUAAACGAUGUUUCUUAUACCCUCGAUAAAAAUAACUGAUUUAAACACCGCCUAUCCGAAUAGGUGGUUGUUUACCCCUAAGUAUACCAAGUAUUAUUUUAAAAAAUUCAAUUUUUAUCAUAUAUUCAUCAGAUUUUGUUUUAAAACAAACAUAGUUUUUGUUAUUAUACAAUAAAAACAAAAAAUUUAAUGUAAACACAAAAAUAAGCAUUUAAACGAGAAUAUUACAAAAAAAUGAACAAAAA